AAUCGGACGAGGACCCGCGGUCCACGGGUAGCCCGAAACCCGUCUGUCUGGUAUUUUGGUAAAUUUGCAGCCACCUGAAAAGGCCGAAACUAGCCAAAGUUGUUUUCCUCACUCCGUACAAUCAAAAUUGAACAUUGUAUUUGAGUAUACAGCCGAUUUAAUCGAGCGGAGCAGGCAGGUGGAGAAAGAAAGAGAGAGAUGGCAUCUGGUUGGGGAAUCAAUGGCAACAAAGGCAGGUGCUACGAUUUCUGGGUCGACUUCAGCGAGUGUAUGUCCCGUUGCAGAGAGCCCAAGGACUGCGCUCUCCUCCGUGAAGAUUAUCUAGAGUGCCUCCACCAUUCCAAAGAGUUUCAACGAAGAAAUCGAAUUUACAAGGAGGAGCAACGUAAAUUAAGAGCUGCUGCACGUAAAGACAAGGAAGGCGAAGAUGGUAUACGCCAUCAUGCAUAGUGAUAAUUUAUGAUCCUUUAAAUUUCCAAGAAUAAUAAUACAUGGAGAUUGUUGUAUUUUUGUUCGGAUUGGAAUUCCAACUCUUUUCUAAAUGAUCUUGGUUUCCCUUUCCUUGGAUUGGAUAUUAUUGUUUUGAGCCUGUGCAAAGAGGCAAUGAUUAAUCUUUCAUCACACCUAGGUGUGGCAGCAACAUUCAUUUGAGAAUCUGUUGUGUCAACUCUCAUAAUAUUGCAGUUAUGGCUGAAAUUCUGAGAAUCAUAUAUAUAUAUAUACACA
Durio zibethinus is the source of this 726-nucleotide messenger RNA. RefSeq names its product NADH dehydrogenase [ubiquinone] iron-sulfur protein 5-B-like. Gene Ontology annotation, biological process: mitochondrial respiratory chain complex I assembly. Gene Ontology annotation, cellular component: respiratory chain complex I. The record is from RefSeq and is a predicted model, not a curated record. NCBI's taxonomy places the organism in Eukaryota, Viridiplantae, Streptophyta, Magnoliopsida, Malvales, Malvaceae.